Messenger RNA from Callorhinus ursinus (northern fur seal), 2427 nucleotides. RefSeq names its product DnaJ heat shock protein family (Hsp40) member B6 (gene DNAJB6). The record is from RefSeq and is a predicted model, not a curated record. NCBI's taxonomy places the organism in Eukaryota, Metazoa, Chordata, Mammalia, Carnivora, Otariidae. Gene Ontology annotation, molecular function: Hsp70 protein binding.
AAAGCGCGAGGAGCCGCCGCCGCCGCCGCCGCCGCCAGCGCCGCCGUGCCGGAGUCGAAGGGACCCGGGCCGCCGCCCCGCCGCGCCUCUUGCUCGCCACCAGCUCCCUGUCCUCGGACUCACUCCAACAGCCUGUUAAAACAUGGUGGAUUACUAUGAAGUUCUAGGCGUGCAGAGACAUGCCUCAGCCGAGGAUAUUAAAAAGGCGUACCGGAAACUGGCACUCAAGUGGCAUCCUGAUAAGAACCCCGAGAAUAAAGAAGAAGCAGAGAGAAAAUUCAAACAAGUAGCUGAGGCCUAUGAGGUGUUAUCAGAUGCCAAAAAACGGGACAUGUAUGACAGAUACGGCAAAGAAGGGUUAAAUGGCGGAGGUGGAAUUCAUUUUGACCCUCGGUAUGAGUUUGGCUUCACAUUCCGUAACCCAGAUGAAGUCUUCAGGGAAUUUUUUGGUGGAAGGGACCCGUUUUCAUUCGACUUCUUCGAAGACCCAUUUGAGGACUUUUUUGGGAGUCGAAGAGGCCCCCGUGGAAGCAGGAACCGAGGCACAGGGUCGUUUUUCUCUGCCUUCAGUGGAUUUCCGUCUUUUGGAGGAGGGUUUUCUUCUUUCGAUACAGGAUUUACUUCCUUCCCGUCACCAGGUCAUGGGGGCCUAACUUCGUUCUCUUCCACGGCAUUUGGUGGUAGUGGGAUGGGCAGCUUCAAAUCUAUAUCGACUUCUACUAAAAUGGUUAAUGGCAGAAAAAUCACUACAAAGAGAAUUGUGGAGAAUGGUGAAGAAAGAGUGGAAGUGGAAGAGAAUGGCCAGUUAAAGUCCUUAACGAUAAAUGGUGUGGCCGAUGAGGACGCUCUCCUGGAGGAGUGCCGGCGCAGAGGCCAGAGUGCGCUGCCCGCCCAGCCCGCCAGCACCAGCGGCCACUCACCGAGGCCACACAGGCCGGCCUCCCUGCCCAAACCUGAGUCUCUCCACACGCGUGAAGAGGAGGACGAGCCAGGCAGCCAGCGGGCCACCAGCAGCCCCUGGGACCCCUCCGUGCUCUGUGCAGGAUUCAAAGAAGGUGGCAAGAGGAAGAAGCAGAAGCAGAGAGAGGAAUCCAAGAAGAAGAAGUCGACCAAAGGCAAGCACUAGACGGACUGCAGCCACGCUCGCGCUGCCCGAGGCGGCGCCCAGGCCGGCUCCGUGUGGUAGUGCGCACGUUAGGUAGCGGCACCUGCUUUGCCCCUGUCCCGAGACCACACCUUCUCAGCACGGGGAUGCGGAGGACGCCUCAGGCAGCGCAGGGACGGCAGGAGAUGGGAGUGACGGUCGCGGGUGGCGGUGGUACAGGCGUGGCGCCUGCCUGGACUGCCCUCGCUUCUCCCGGCACUAAAUCUGAUCUCGUCUCCGCUGGUGGUUAAGGACCCAGCGCCUUCUUUUCAGCUGCUCAACGUGACACCAACUACUGAGAUACUUCUAGCGUUAGGGGUGUGACAGGUGCCGGCAGAUAACAGAGUGUGUGUUCUCGGAAUGACUUUCUUUCUUCAUGGCGGUAGAUUUCUGGGAGCCAGCACGUAGUUAAGGGCAGGGUGACCGAGCGGCAUCGUGCACUGGGUCACAGCCUCCAGGGUGCUCGUCCUUCAGACCAGGGGGCGGGGCUAGACCUCCAAGCAGCUCUGCAGAGUGGCCUGGCCACAUCCGUGGGGGCCCCGGAGGUGAAUCACUUUAGAUGUAAAGUCAUUCCUUAUAUUUAUCGUAGUUUUAAUCUCUAGCCUGAACUUGACUUCAAAUAUUGUUUAAGUUUUGCUAAAUCCCAUCUUUUUUUCCUUGGACCCUUAAUUCUUCUUAGCACAUACACGGGAUCCUACAGAAUGUUGUUGGGUAAAUGCCAUCUCUGGGUCAUAGUUUGGGUCACGCUGGGAAGAACAGAGGAGGUGUUCACACAUACACUCUGGCAAGAAGAUAUGAACAAGGAGGCGGGAGGAAAUGUUUCCAUCUGUAAACAUUGUCUCCUUUGCAAACUUUUUUUUUUUUUUCCUGGCAAGAUUCUGUGCGGUUUCCUGUGCUUCUGCCUUUGCAUGAUCAGCUGUUUCUUAACCCUCUGUUACUGACUAGAUCCUGCGUUGCCUUAACCUUCCUUGCAUGUGCCCUGCCCGGGCCGUUCUCCGCCUCAACACGAGUGUGUGCUCACGUGGCGCGGCAGUGAGGGCCCCGGGCAGAGCCUGGGUGGGAUUGAGGGGUGCCAGGGACUUGCAUCUGUGGCCGUGUCAUGGGCGUGAGAGCCAGAAAUGAGUGCAGCCUUUAAGAUGACUGUUGUGGAGAAGUUGGCUUUGUUUGGCUUUGCUGGGGAGGUGGUGUGGACUGGUGUUUACUGCUUAUUGUGGAAAAUGUGCCCAUGAAGGCCUCAUGUAUUUUCAGUGCUGCCUACACAAAUAAAACGUAAAUGCAACGUG